This is a messenger RNA of Aaosphaeria arxii CBS 175.79, 3459 nucleotides long. RefSeq lists its product as uncharacterized. Bases 499 to 3096 code for a protein of 865 amino acids. The transcript has a single exon. Gene Ontology annotation, molecular function: DNA-binding transcription factor activity, RNA polymerase II-specific; zinc ion binding; transcription cis-regulatory region binding. Gene Ontology annotation, biological process: positive regulation of transcription by RNA polymerase II. Gene Ontology annotation, cellular component: nucleus. NCBI's taxonomy places the organism in Eukaryota, Fungi, Ascomycota, Dothideomycetes, Pleosporales. The record is from RefSeq and is a predicted model, not a curated record.
UUGGGGCUCCUGCAUCUGCUUCCAAGGCGUCUCGUUGCUUGCCACAGCCUGAAGCUUCGCAACGCCCGCCGAACAUGCGGGCAUAGGCUUGCCAGCACUCCUCCGCACUCCUACAGUCCUACAGCUUCUGCUGCUCCUCCUGCUCCCCCGUCACCCGUCAACACCCCCCAGCACCAUAUCUAAGAUGACCACCAUCCUCACGCUCUUAUUAUCCUAGCGUGCAUCCUGCCGCGGUAUUUUGGAUGCAACCCCUUGGCAUAUCAGUGCCCUGUCCGAGGCGGCCCUGAUCUUAUCAAAACCAGGACCAAGCUCCCUCUUCAACUAAAUAAUACCCACCCAGACGUGCCUUUCUAUCCUCCAUUAAGAUUUGCCCCUCAUCACUUUGUUUAUUCUUUUUACGCACACUAUACAACCGUCCAACCAUUUGCAGAUGCUACGCUGUUGACGUUUUGCAAUAUCCAUUUACCACAUCUCUAUACCCUUCCCACCGCCGUUACCAUGUCGUCACCUACCACCCAACCAGCCGAUGUCCAGAAGCCGGAGAACACCAACAACAAUGCUGCCGCUGCCCCAAGGAAGCGUAGAAGAAGAGCGCCUGCCACCGGUGCCAGUGAAGAUUGCUUUACAUGCAGAAAACGCCAAAUAAAAUGCGAUCGCCGCAGACCCUACUGUGGACAAUGCAUAGAAAUAGGGAAAGAAUGUUCUGGCUACCGCACUACCCUCACCUGGGGUGUAGGGGUUGCCAGUCGUGGGAAGCUUCGAGGCAUGUCUCUGCCCGUUCCCAAAUCACCUACCCAAACCACGAACACUGCACGGGAUUCUAAGUCCCAAACGACAUCCUCCUCGGUCACCACUGCAGCCACUCCCGUAACCACUGCCCCGUCAGGUCCCAUCAAGCUUGAAAGCAGAGGUAGCGUAGACUUUGGAGCAACAUCUCCAAUGAGUCCUACUAGCCCCAAUCUGUUUUCCGCUCCACAGGAGUAUCAAUACCUCACAUCGACAAGCCCAAUCCCGAUUCCUUCACCGACCACUCCAAUGGGAUUCUCCAUUCCAAAUUAUGGGGAACAUAUGGACCCGUUCACCCACCAUUCAUCCAAAUUGAGGCGGACACACAUCCACAGGGGUCCUCUGCAACGGCUCCAGACUUCACUCCAUGUCCCUUACGAGGAGAUGGGUCUUUCUGCUUCUUCUGCUUCUCUUGGCACAUAUAGCGAUAGUGAUUUCCCGUCUCCGGGAGAGUUUCCCCAUACUCCUCAUGAUGAAUUUCCUUUCGCCGAGUCUUCUGUUCCUCAGUAUCAAUCUCUUAUCUUUCACGAUCAAACGCCUAUGAGUUCUUCCGAAUGUCUUCAUUUCCACGAAGCGCCUCGAUCGUUACCGAUGGCAGACGACAUGAGCUCUAGCAUUAGCUCUGACCAAAGUGUACAAGAUUACACCGAAGUCACUGCCGGGCAGCACAAUAUGGGCCCACCUGCUUUUCCAGAUAUUUUUAUUGAGGGGGAAUUGAGUUCUAGUGUCAAUGGUCUACCUCAGUCUGGUUUUCCUUUUGUCCCCUCCGAGGGUAUGUCUUCCGUUGGUUCAGGCCCCCUAAUUUUGAACGAAUCCCAACUCACCACUUCCAUUCCCCAGAGUCUUAUCGCUUCACCCCUUUCCCCGCGGAUGCAAUUCCUGCUGGACUACUACGACAAAUUUAUAUGCCAUGUACUGGUCGCUUUUGACGACACACCGGGAACGAAUCCCUAUCGGACGCACGUCAUUCCCCUGGCCAUGAGGAGUGAGGGUCUCCAGAAUGCCAUUGCCGCACUCGCCACAAACAACAUGCGUAUGCGCGGUGGCAUCGAGGGAAGACGACUCAGUCUACCUCAAAAUUCUCAGCUACUGCCAGAUCAUGCAUUCUCUCAGAUGACGACGUUUGAGCUCCGGGAAAUGCACGGCGAGGCUACCAAUGAGGAGAAGCAUUACAAGGCCAACUCAAUCACUUUCCUCAACCAGCAACUUGCGGACCCUGCAGGUGCGCAUGACGACUCGGUGCUCGCCACACUUCUUGUUCUUUGUCUUUUCCAUGUGUGUGAUUCGGGCUUUACGAAAUUUAAGACUCAGCUUGCCGGCGUGCAAAAGCUACUGAGCAUGAGGGAUAGGAGUGUGCAAUCAAAUUUCAUUGGAUGGAUCGAGGUCUUUUUCACUUGGUUCGACGUUAUGACUAGUACGCUUAAUGAUAGGGAGACUGAGGUCCAGGGCGACUCGCUGGACAUGAUGAAUGUUACUACAAAUUUGGGCGCAUUGGAGCAUUAUUCGGGUUGUGAAGGCCGUCUGUUCAAGCUGAUUGCUAGGCUUGGGAGACUCAACCUGUUAAGCCAGAAUCGACCGGUCCGGGAAAGCAAAGAUACACCACGCGCCUCUCCUCAGCCGAAACAGCAGAGAGACUUCUACUCCUUCAAUUUCGACCGUCUGGAUGGAAACGGCUGGGGUACACCUGUGCACGAAUGCCUGGAUCCACUGAACUCAGUUUCUGGUAACGAAUUGCGAUCAGAGUUCUGGGUAGAGUGGACGGACGUACGCAGUCGACUCGAGACCUGGAAAUUCGAUUCGACCAAUGAGAUGCAGGCAGAUGCAUGCAACCGGUCGAGAUCCUUGCUCACUCUAUCACAAGAACAGGCUGCGCUGCUGCACAUCAGCGAGAGCUUCAGAUACGCUGCACUGCUCUACACCGAACGCCUUGCGUACCCCACACCGCGGUCCAGUGCGCCCAACUUCCAGACACUGGUUGGCCAGGGUCUCUUCCACAUCUCGCAGAUUGGAAUCACAAGCUGCGUCAACAAGUUCCUACUCUGGCCUCUGUUCAUGAUCGGAACUGAGUGCGUGGAUCCCGCGCACCGUGCCAUCGUGCGACAGCGAUGCGUUGAGAUCCAGCGCGAGAGUGGUUUCUUCAACAAUCUCAGCGGUCUGGAGGUACUAGAGAGGGUGUGGCAGGAAGAUGACGAGAGGGGUAUCAAUGAUGAGGUACAGUCACAGUGGCAUGGGUCCUACGGUGCACAGCAGCAGGCGUUUCGGUGGAGAAAGGCCAUGGACCGUGUGGAUGGUGAAUAUAUUAUGAUCUAACUGCAUCACGCACUUGUUUUUUUACCCAUGCAUUAUUGGUCAGGAAAAGGGUAAUGGGUUUUUUCUUUUCAUUCUGGACAUGUAUCGGAGUAUCGGACUAAGUCUCUCUCACAUAUGUAUCGGAGCCGCAGGAGGCAUGGUUCUGCGUAACGAUUGUCAUUUUCUCUACUUUCCAGACCCACGAUGGGGCAGUUCUUUUUUUUCUUUGACAUGUUUUAAUAAUCUCAUGCUUGUUAUGGCGUCAGCGACCAGGCUCUUAAGUGCCUCGGAUCUCUCCUCAUAGUACGACACACAAAAGCACAGUCAUGAAUGCAUGCAAUAAAAGGCGCUAUUGGCAGCAGCGCGCUCACUUCACUCAAAAAA